AUUCAGGUUAAAGGUUGAGGAUGAGCAACUACCGUUAUCAGGGCGCUGGCAUCGGGGGCGUCGGCGUGGCCUUGGGGCAUGGCUACAGCGGCAUCGAGGUGCACGAGGUGAUGCAUCCGCACCACUUCACCUACGUGAGCCAGUGCGUCAAGUACAUGAUCUUCCUGCUGAACUUCGUGUUCUGGCUAUUCAGCGGCCUGCUCCUCGGCAUUGGCGUCUACGCCUUCAAGGACAAGUGGGAGGAGGCCAACGGGUCGGUGCGGCUGGAGAACUUCUACGAUGUCUUCCUCAACAUCUCACUGGUGAUGAUACUGGCCGGCAUGGUCAUCUUUCUGGUCAGCUUCUCUGGCUGUUUGGGCGCUUUGCGCGAGAACACCUUCCUGUUGAAGUUCUACUCCAUGUGCUUGCUGCUCUUCUUCUUGCUGGAGAUGGCCAUCGCCAUCAUCUGCUUCGUUUGUCCGCAGUACAUGAACACCUUCCUGGAGAAGCAGUUCACGGACAAGAUCAUCCACUCGUACCGCGACGAUCCCGACCUGCAGAACUUCAUUGACUUUGCCCAGCAGGAGUUCAAGUGCUGUGGCCUCAGCAAUUCGGGCUACCAGGACUGGAGCAAAAACGAGUACUUCAACUGCAGCUCGCCGUCGGUGGAGAAGUGUGGAGUGCCCUACAGUUGCUGCAUCAAUGCCACCGAUAUAUCCUCCGGUCUGGUGAACAUCAUGUGCGGCUACGGCGUCCAAGAGGCGCCCGUUCCGGAGGCCAGGAAACGCAUCUGGACCAGCGGCUGCAUAGAGAUCGUGAGAGUUUGGGCCGAGCACAAUCUGUAUGUGAUUGCCGGCAAUGCCCUGGGCAUCGCCCUCAUCCAGCUGCUGGUCAUCUACCUGGCCAAGACGCUGGAGGGACAAAUCGAGCUGCAAAAGUCGCGUUGGCUGGCGUGAGAUCCAGGACAGCCCGACUUCUACGGGCCCUACAACCACUCCUGAACAAUGUACUCUCAGAAUCGCCUGGUUUGUACAUCACUCAUGUGCGGACGGACUGCCAGCAAUGAAAAGUCAGUGAACGUUAUGGAACUGAAGUCCAGUAGUAAGCAGAAUAUUAUAAAUAUGUAGACGUAAGCUCCAAUAGGUAUAUGAUAGUCGUAAUGUAAGUGAGUAUUUUCCAAUUCCCCUUACUUACUUAUGAAUUUUUCAAGGUGCAAUAUUAUCCUUUUUUAUAUGCUUUUUUAAAAGCCUAAAGCACAAUUUAAAUGCUUCAUUUCCUAUUGCCUCACAUGUUUUGAUGCCAGAUUACUCAUUCCCCAACUUUUGUUGCAAUCGACUGAGUGGCUGUAUAUACUCGUACUUGUAAACCCAUCUUAAAACAUAUAAUUAUUCUAAUCUCAAGCGCCAUAUGUAUUAUGCUAGUGAAUAACUUGCUAAAUCCGGAUGCAUUUAUUUAUGUGUACGUACUUUCCAGGGAAACGCAACCCACAAGGCGCACAAAUCUUGAAUAUCUAUUAAUCGAACAUUUUCUGAAUGUAUUAU
Messenger RNA from Drosophila teissieri, 1520 nucleotides. RefSeq names its product tetraspanin-33. Gene Ontology annotation, cellular component: membrane. NCBI's taxonomy places the organism in Eukaryota, Metazoa, Arthropoda, Insecta, Diptera, Drosophilidae. Gene Ontology annotation, biological process: protein localization to plasma membrane; protein maturation. The record is from RefSeq and is a predicted model, not a curated record. The transcript has 3 exons. Bases 21 to 935 code for a protein of 304 amino acids.